AUGGCGCAAGCUGACGAUACAUGGUCGGCGAAUGCGAACGAUGCUUUUGAGAUCAGCCUUGUCAAGCCUUCUUCCAGCGGUCUCAAGACUCUGGCCAAGUUCAAUCCCAAAUUCACGUAUCCGAUCUUUGGAGACGAUGAAAGUAUCUUUGGAUACCAAGGUCUCAAGAUCAACCUCCGGUACCACGCUAACGACAUGCGCCCCAAUCUUGACAUCGCAUACAACAAGAAAUUCAAGGCGAUUGGCGAAACAGAGGCGGCAGACAUACACCAAAUUCUCAAGGAUUUUCUGCCAGAGGUGGCUUUCCAACGCGCUGCCGACUUCGAGAAUGCAAUCAAAUCAGUCCCCAAAGACUGGGCGCCUCCGGGAACCCGCCUGAAGGACGUUGAGGCAACCGAUGGGGAGUACUCAGUAUGGUACGGCAGCCUGGCCGACCCCGCAAUCAAACAGAUGGUCCAGAGGAUACAGAUCCUUGUACCGCUGUUCAUUGAAGGCGGGAGUUUUAUUGGAACAGAUGAUUCGGAUUCUGCCGAUCGUUGGACCGUCUUCUUCAUGUUCAGGAAGCGGCACGUACUCGGUGCUGAUGACGAGUUCUCGUAUGAAUUCGUUGGAUACUCGACUGUGUACCGAUUCUUUCUUUACAGGCCUCAUGCUGCUUCCAAAGAGGCCCCGACUCUGGACUUCGAGCUUCCGAAAGGCGACUUUUCUCUGGCGGAGUUGCCUUGCCGCACGCGCAUUUCCCAAUUCGUCAUUUUGCCCCCCUUCCAAGGCAAAGGCAAUGCCGCACGACUCUACAGCACUAUCUUCACACACUAUCUUGAGAAUGCGCAGACAGUUGAGAUUACUGUCGAGGACCCCAACGAGGCAUUUGACGAUCUGCGGGACCUGACCGAUCUGGCCUUCCUGAGGCGAGAUCCGGAGUUCAACCAAAUCCGCAUCGAUACCAGCGUCAAGAUUCCCAAGAAAGGACCCGCCCCUAGGACAAUUGUAGAUCCCUCCAAGCUGGAGACUCUCAGGCAGAGGACCAAGAUUGCUCCUCGUCAAUUUGCACGGGUCGUCGAAAUGCAACUUCUGUCCAAACUUCCAGAAGCUGUGCGCCCCAGUCUCGAGCAAGAGCCGAGCAAGGAACAAGGCACUGCGGAACAACAUCACGAGUAUCAACUCUGGAGGCUGUGGGUCAAGCAACGAAUCUACCGACAGAACAAAGAGAUCCUCAGCCAACUUGAUCGCAGCGAGCGGAUAGACAAACUCGAAGAGACUCUGUCCAGUGUAGAGCUUGAAUAUCUACGAUUGUUGGGGAUGUUUGAGCACCGGGGUCGCCACGAGACCUCUGCGAAUGGAAAGAGGAAGCUGGAAGUGAGAACCGAAGGCGGGAGCAGCAAGAAGGCUCGCCUCGAGGCGGCGUAG
Molecule: messenger RNA, 1407 nt
Organism: Thyridium curvatum
Lineage: Eukaryota; Fungi; Ascomycota; Sordariomycetes; Thyridiales; Thyridiaceae
Exons: 3
Coding region: 1-1407 (468 amino acids)
Biological process (GO): subtelomeric heterochromatin formation
Cellular component (GO): nucleus
Molecular function (GO): histone H4 acetyltransferase activity; histone binding
Source: RefSeq, a predicted model, not a curated record